This is a messenger RNA of Labrus bergylta (ballan wrasse), 1409 nucleotides long. RefSeq names its product DND microRNA-mediated repression inhibitor 1 (gene dnd1). Lineage: Eukaryota; Metazoa; Chordata; Actinopteri; Labriformes; Labridae. Gene Ontology annotation, cellular component: cytoplasm; nucleus. The record is from RefSeq and is a predicted model, not a curated record. Gene Ontology annotation, biological process: mRNA stabilization; negative regulation of miRNA-mediated gene silencing. Gene Ontology annotation, molecular function: mRNA binding.
GCCACGCGCUACACAGUAGCGUCACAGUGCGCGCGAAGACAACAACGGUAGAGACGAUGGAGAGCAAGCAGAGUCAGGUGCUGAACUUGGAGCGUGUCCAGGAGCUGGAAACAUGGCUGAAGACGACCAACACCAAGCUGACUCAAGUUAACGGCCAGAGGAAGUACGGAGGACCUCCUGAAGUGUGGGAUGGCCCCAUGCCAGGAACUCGCUGUGAGGUCUUCAUCAGCCAGAUCCCGCGGGACGCCUACGAGGAUCUGUUGAUCCCGCUGUUCACCUCUGUGGGGCCCCUCUGGGAGUUCCGGCUCAUGAUGAACUUCAGCGGUCAGAAUCGCGGCUUUGCUUACGCCAAAUACGGCUCGCCGGCUCUAGCCACCGACGCCAUCCGCUUGCUGAACGGCCACAUGCUGGAGCCCGGCUUCCGUCUCAGUGUCCGGCGCAGCACAGAGAAAAGACACCUCUGUGUGGGAGAGCUGCCGGCCUCCACCAGGCAAGAGGACCUGCUGCAGGUUCUGCGUCUUAUGGCGGACGGCGUGGAGCGAGUGUCUCUGAAGGCCGGCCCCGGGAUAGACGGGGUGUCAGCUAUCGUGGCCUUCUCAUCACACCACGCUGCGUCCAUGGCCAAGAAGGUGCUGGUGGAAGCGUUCAAGAAGCAGUUUUCUCUGACUGUCUCAAUCAAGUGGCAAUCGACUGUGAAGGCGAGCGAAGGCGAGCCUCUUCCGCCAUCGAAACCUUCAAAGUUCGUCCUGCCGUCGCCCCUGAAGCCGCCACGCCACAUCCUGAACUCUCCUCGCCCCUCUGCCCUGCCCCCUCGUCUGGCUCGCCCUCCAUCCAUCCCUCCAGGUUUCUGCAGAGCUGUGGGACGACCCACUGCCCCCCAGCACCAUCACCCUUCCCGCUCCACCCCCGUCCAGGGUCCUCAGGGGCCCCCAGCCCCCUCUGUGUCCCCCGUGGUGCAACUGUGUAAGGUGUGUCCCAUGGAACUCCUGUGUAAGGUGUGUGAGGCGAGCGGCGUGGGCCAGCCGCUCUUUGAGAUGUACUUCAGCCACACUGGGCCUGAUGGAUUCCUUUACUUCACCUACAAGGUGAGCAUCCCCGGCAUCCCCACGGCCUUCAAAGGCCUGGUCAUGAUCUUGCCGGGACCCUCUGAAUCCACCAUGUUGGAGGAGGCUCGUCGUGUUGCAGCCCAGCAGGUUCUGCAGAGUGUGUGCAACAAACAGGUUGCUCACUGAUUGGCUGAUCCCACACAGCACUGUUUGUUGCUCUGUUUCUUCAAUGUUAUUAUAUGAAUGUCGUUUGUAUAUUUCUGCAUGUUUUUAUUAGGCUGAAGUAGAUAUUUGUUUUGGUUUUCUAUGCUUUGUGUUAUGCAUGUUUUUUAAUGUUUGUUACUGUUACGUGUGUUCCUUGUU